UGAUAAUUAGUUUAGGACUAUUUUCAAUUUUAUUUUAGUUAAAUUUAUUAUAAAAAUAUGCCAGAGGUUAUUCAAUAUGAUGAUAUUUACUUGAAUCAGGGCAAGAUUGCGGGACGACUUAGAUUAGCAUCUAGUGGACUUGGAUGGAAAGAAUCAAAUUCAGAUGAACUGUAUACAGUACCUGCAAGUGAUAUACGUAAAGCUCAAUGGUCUCGAGCAGCACGAGGUUAUGAGUUGAAAUUGACUCUUCGUAAUGGUGGAUUUGUGCAAUUAGAUGGAUUUGAUGAUGAGGAUCUUGAUACUUUACGUAAGACUAUUAAGAAAUAUUUUAAUAUUACUUUGGAGCAACGAGAACAUUCUUUAAAAGGAUGGAAUUGGGGAAAAACGGAAUUUUCUGGUUCCGAACUUUUGUUUAAUGUGUCGAAUAAACCGGCAUUUGAGAUACCUUUGUCAAAUAUAUCUAACACUAAUCUUUCUGGAAAAAACGAAGUUAGUCUUGAGUUUUUGCUACCAAGAUAUGAUAAUGAUACUGAAAAAUUGGAAAGUCAACUGGUAAAAGGAGUAGCAGUACAAGAAGAUCAACUCGUUGAGAUGAGAUUUUAUAUUCCUGGAACAACAAUUACAGGAAAUCAAGAAAAUAGUGAAAGUGUUAACAAUGCAAAUCUAUUUUAUGAAACCUUAAAGGAUAAAGCAGAUAUCGGACAGGUUUCUGGUGAAAGCAUUGUGUCUUUUUCUGAUGUUUUAUUUCUUACUCCUCGUGGUCGAUAUGAUGUAGAUAUGUAUUCAUCAUUUCUUCGAUUACGUGGUAAGACUUAUGAUUAUAAAAUAUAUUAUUCUUCCUUUGUCAAAUUAUUUCUUCUUCCAAAGCCUGAUGAUAUGCAUAUAGUUUUUGUUAUGGGGUUGGAUCUACCUCUUCGUCAAGGUCAAACAGAAUAUCCAUUUUUGGUUAUUCAAUUUAUGCGUGAAGAGGAAAUGGAGGUAGAAUUGAAUAUUGAAGAUUCUGAAUUUCAAGAAAAGUAUUCUGAAAAAUUGAAAAAGAAGUAUGAUCAACCUGCCUAUGAAGUUGUAAGUCAGAUAUUUUAUGGUUUAACUGGUAAAAAAGUUAUAACUCCUUCAACUUUCAGAAGUUAUCGUGGUCAUGCUGCUGUUAAAUGUUCUAUGAAAGCUAGUGAAGGAAAUCUUUUUUGUUUAGAUAAAAGUUUUUUGUUUAUUCCUAAGCCUUCGAUUUGGAUUCCUAUAUCUGAAAUUUCAUAUGUCACUCUUUUUCGUAUUAAUACUUCUGUUUCUGCAUCACGUACUUUUGAUCUUACUUUUUCCCUUAAAGGUGGUGCUUAUUAUCAGUUUUCUAAUAUAAAUAGGGAAGAACAAAAACUUCUUGAAGAUUUUAUGAAGUCAAAAAAUAUUAAAAUAGAAAAUGAUCUUAAUGAAGAUUCUCAGGCUAUACUUGAUGCUUUAGAUGAUGAGUUGUCUGAUGACGAUAAUAGUAGUAUACCAAUAAGAAGCAAUGAUGAUGAUGAGAGUCCGGAUGAUGAUUUUCAGAUAGAAAGUGAUAGUGAUGUUGCUGAAGAAUAUGAUGAAAAUGCUGAGUCCAGCAAAGAGUCUGACAAUGAAAAUGAUAAUGGACCGAAACUGAAAAAAAUGAAAUCGAAAUAG
Messenger RNA from Pneumocystis murina B123, 1653 nucleotides. RefSeq lists its product as hypothetical. The transcript is spliced from 8 exons. Bases 58 to 1653 code for a protein of 531 amino acids. Gene Ontology annotation, cellular component: FACT complex; nucleus. NCBI's taxonomy places the organism in Eukaryota, Fungi, Ascomycota, Pneumocystomycetes, Pneumocystales, Pneumocystaceae. The record is from RefSeq and is a predicted model, not a curated record. Gene Ontology annotation, molecular function: DNA binding; nucleosome binding; histone binding.